AUGGCAGCAAUCUGGGUUCUCGGGGCUGCCGUCUUCGCCCAGGCACUUGUUGCAGCUCUCCCUACUACCGACACACCACGUGUGAGAUACGACCUCAACAUCACCUGGGCCGACGCCCCAAGCCACCAUGCUCUCUCGACGCGUGCCCAAAUCAGCGUGCCGCUGAGGAUCAUGCCGCUCGGGGACUCCAUCACCUGGGGCAGCCUGAGCAGCACCGGCAACGGCUACCGGGGCCCCCUCGAGGAGUUCCUUUCUGCCGCUGGGGUCGACGUCGACUUCAUCGGCACGCGCAAGCAUGGCUCGAUGGUUGACAACGACAACCAGGGCCACUCGGGCUCCUUCCUCGCUGAGAUUAAGGAAUACUCGUUGCUGUCGGUGGCGGCGCGGCCCAACAUUAUCCUCCUGCACGCCGGCACCAACGACAUGGAUCUCAACCGGGACGUCGCCACGGCUCCGAACCGUCUCGCGGCUAUCAUCGACCAGCUGCUGGACAAGUGCCCGGACGCCAGCAUCCUCGUCGCGCAAAUCAUCUUCUCCACCGACGCGGCCAUGCAGGCGCGCACCGACAAUUACAACGCCGCCAUCGCCGACCUCGCCCGCCGGUACCAGGAGCAGGGCCGCCACGUCAUGGCCGUCGACAUGACCAAGAUCCUCACGCAGACUGACCUCGCGGAUAAGAAGCACCCCAACGACUCCGGGUACCGCAAGAUGGCCUCCGCCUGGCGCGACGCGAUCCAAAAGGCCAACGACGCCGGGUGGAUCAAGAAGCCGGAGCCGUAUGAAGGCUUCGGCUUCGGCCUCGGCCUCGACGGCACCCCCAGCACCGGGAAGCUUUGCGAGGGCCCAAACUGGGUCAACCAGGGUACAGUCGCCGAUUUGAUCCGUGUGUGGGAUCCGGAGGGGCAGGUCGCCCCGGGGGUCGACGGCGCAACCCAGGAGACGGUCGUGUUUGGGGACGUGGAUGGCGACGGCCGCGAUGAUUACCUGGUUGUGUUUGGCGAUGGGUCCGUUAAAGCGUGGCGAAAUGCGGCCAACAUCCCUGCCGCCGGCAAGGAUCGAAACUGGGAACAACUCGGGACAAUCGCCACCGGAGUUGGCGAACCGGGGUCCAAGGUUCGGUUCGCCGACAUUGACGGCGAUGGCAGGGUUGAUUAUCUGAUUCUGUACGACGGCGGCGCGGUUAAAGCGUGGCGAAACUCGGGUAUCAUUGGGACGAGCAGCACAGGGCGCAAGUUUGAAGAGCUCGGCACCAUCGCCACCGGAGUCGGUGAGCCCGGGUCCAAGGUCCGGUUCGCGGAUGUCGAUGGUGACGGGCGGGCGGACUACCUGGUGCUGGCUGACGACGGAUCGAUACGCGCAUGGAGAAAUACUGGCAAUCUCAACAGGGUCGAGGGGAGUAGAAACUUUGAGGAGCUCGGCCAGAUUGCCGCUGGAGUAUCCGGGGUUCCGGGCUCCAAAGUCCGCCUGGCGGAUUACGACGGGGAUGGUCUCGCCGACUACCUGAUCUUGUACGACGGCGGAGCCGUUAGGGGUUACCGCAACACUGGCAAUCUCGGCAAGGACGGCUCGAAGCGCAACUUUGACGAAUUAGGCACGCUCGCGACCGGCGUUGCUGGCGUCUCGGGUGCAUCUGUCAGAUUCGCCGACUUGAACGGAGACGGCCGGGUAGAUUACGUGUCUGUCUCGGGUGUUGGGGCCGUCGAUGUGUGGUUGAACACUGGCCGCAACAAGGCCGCAGGAGCCGUUCGCUUCGCCGAUCUGAACGGUGACGGCCUCGACGACUUUCUGUUCGUGUCAGAUCGCGGAGCUUGUGACGCGUGGCUCAAUGCUGGAGGCAGCCCGCAGACCUGGACCUCGAUCGGCAAGGUCGCAACCGGAGUCGAUGGAGCGACGCCGGACAACGUGGUCUUUGCGGACCUCGACGGGGACCGUCUCGAUGAUUACAUUGUAAUCAACGCCGAUGGCUCGGCGAAAGGCUACCGAGGAACCGGAAACUUGAACGCAGCGUCCGGUAGAGUCUGGCAAGACUUGGGGGUCAUCGCGACGGGAGUUGGCGCUGCUGGGGACAAGGUUAGAUUUGCUGACAUCAACGGAGACGGAAUCGCCGACUAUCUGGUUGUCUGGGAUACCGGCGCAGUUGAUGCAUGGCUUGGGACUGGCGCAGUCUUGACCGACGCCAGGAAUUUCAAUAAGCUAGGCAGAAUCGCCGCCGGCGUAGGUGCACCGGGCAGCAAGGUUCGGUUCGCCGACGUUGACGGAGACGGGCUUGCCGACUACCUUGUGACUUGGGACGGCGGGUCAGUCGAAGCGUGGAGAAACAACGGUAAUCUGGAGAAGCAGCCCGAGCUGCCGAGCUGGGAGAAGCUCGGGGUUAUUGCGGCUGGUGUCAGCAAUCAAGGGCGUGUCGAGUUCGGGGAUCUAAACGGAGACAAGAAGGCAGACUAUCUCAAUGUCGACCGCGAAACAGCCGCUGUGCGCGCCUACAUCAACCAGUGUGCCGGCAGUACGGACCCAAACGUCGUGAACCCCGGGACCGGCGGAUCCAAAUCCCCCGAGUGGGAGACCAUCGAGUGCACAAACCCCGUCAUCGUAGACGCGGCCAUCAAUCCGACCACACGAUGGAACGGCGUCUUUGCACCGCAGGCGUGGGAGUGA
Messenger RNA from Parathielavia appendiculata, 2655 nucleotides. Its product is annotated as carbohydrate esterase family 3 protein. The transcript is spliced from 4 exons. Lineage: Eukaryota; Fungi; Ascomycota; Sordariomycetes; Sordariales; Chaetomiaceae. Gene Ontology annotation, molecular function: phosphatidylcholine lysophospholipase A1 activity. The record is from RefSeq and is a predicted model, not a curated record. The coding region runs from base 1 to 2655 and encodes 884 amino acids.